Cuscuta europaea is the source of this 1306-nucleotide messenger RNA. The record is from the annotation of a GenBank genome assembly. NCBI's taxonomy places the organism in Eukaryota, Viridiplantae, Streptophyta, Magnoliopsida, Solanales, Convolvulaceae.
CUAAUUUUAAUGUUACCAGACAGACUACGAAUUUAUUAGCGCCAAGUUUUAACCUUCAAUGUACUAAUCCUGGCCCCAAAAUUCUCGCCCUAGAACUCCAAAUGACGUCAAGUGUAGGAUAAUCAGAAAAUAUUUUCCACAUAAGAAAAUAUUCUCAAAAACAAAGGGAGUCUCUAAUAUUGUCAGUCCCCCCUAGUUAAGAUUAUAUCAUCCACACUGCCGCUUGUAGCGAGACUAAGACUCAUGACUGAUUGUUCAAUUAGUUGGGGUGUAUCUUAAAAACCUCAAAGCCAAUUUUCCACUAUUAGAGACCCCAAUUACGAAUAGUAUGGAUGCCAGUGGUCCUCAUAUAUUCUUCACUUUAGUUUUCUUCUGUUCUUGAGUUUCUUCCCUUUGUUCCAUCUUCUUCACUUAUCUUCUGCAUGAGUCACUGCCGAAAUUCAUUUACCACCAAAGAAAUGGAAACAAGUAAAUCAGAUGGAAAAAGAAGCAUAGAUGAAACUGUGUUGGCAGAAGAAGAUGAUGAAGAUGUUGAAGAAGAGAACAGAAAGAGGAGAGCAUUGAGUCAGUCCGGAAGCAAAGUGGCGGCGCAGCUGUUCUGUCAGGUGGAUGACUGCGGGGCGGACAUGAAAAAUGCAAAGCCGUACCACCGUCGCCAUAAGGCCUGUGAGAUUCACGCAAAGGCUCCAUCAGUGCUUAUCAAUGGAGUCCAUCAGCGCUUCUGUCAGCAAUGCAGCAGGUUUCAUGAAUUAGAGCAGUUUGACAAUGCUAAGAGGAGUUGCAGGAGACGUUUGGCAGGUCAUAAUGAGCGCCGGCGUCGAGUUACAUAUGAUUCUCAUGGAGAAGGGUCAAGCUGAAGAUAUAUAGUACCAACUGGAGACAAACAACCUGCCUGAUAAUUUGCCAAAUAAGGAAGGGAGAAGAAGUGUGAAGUUUAUUUUGGACCUACCCAAAAAGGAAAGUGUGAAGUUUAUUUAGGACCGGAGCAUUGUUUGUAAUUGCGCAAUGCAAUUGCACCUCAUGGCGCACCUCAGCUAAUCCUAGACUAUGGCGUAAAAGGCAUUGCAUAUGGCGUUGGGAGUGUGGCGUACGCAAUAUAGCACUGAGGCGCACGCAAUAUUGCAUACGCAAUAAGGCGCUCUGAGGCGUACGCAUUAGGAGAUGGUCAGGGUGUGACUGUGUAAGGGUAUUAUUUGGGCCCACCCGACCCAUUUUUAAUUUUUUAUAAUUGAUGUUAUGAUCCCUAUUUCAAACCACUCGUUAUUGAUUGGAUUUUUGAGUAGAUCAAUCUAAAUAAUUUAAAUUC